AAUCGUGACGUCAUUUUCAUUGGCCAGGGUACUGAUGAGUAUAUAAAUCUUAGUACUGAUGUGUAUUUCGGAGUAUAUAUCUGGAGUAUGCUUUUCAACAGAAUAAGGGCUCCGGGUCAGGGGUUUACUGUGAUAACGGGAAAUAAACAAUAAACUAUUUACUUUUUUAUACAUUUUGUUAUGAAUACUGUUUUUAGAAAGUGUCUAAAUUAUUAGAAUGGAUCAAGUAGUAGAAGAACUUGAAAAUAAGAUGAAAAAGACUGAUGAACGUAUGGACACUUUAGUAGUUCAAGUAAGUAAUAUCGAGAACGAAUUUUUCGUCGAAAAUGUAGAACAACUCGAAGUAAAUGAUUUAUUAAAAUCGGUAGGAGAAGUGAAAUCAAACUAUCAAAAUCUUCGUAAAGAAAUAUUGGAAGUUCAAGACCUCCAAAGGCAAUUAAGUAGCUCUUUACACAUACAACUUAAAGUUAUGCAAGCACAAUUCAACACUUUGAAGGAAAAAAUCUCACAAACUCCUGCUAAAUCAGGUCAUUCUUCUAAGAGCGAAACUGGUAAAGGUCAAUAAGGAAGAAAGGUAUUUUCACAGCAGUUUAGCAAAAUAAACCAAUUGGGUACAAAACUGUAGAGGACCAGAAUUCAAACAGCUUUUUGCUUAUUUUUGUUCAAGUAGUUUCAAACUGAAAAAAAACCCAUAUAUGAUGGGUCUCGAAACGGAUGUAGUUUAUGCUUUUGACGUUCUUUUCCAUUGUUAAAAAUACUUUUUACAUAUGUAAAUAUUUCGUUCCUUAGUGAAAAUAUUCAUUUAAAUUCCACUUUUCUAUUUAAUAAUGUCGUAAUUUAAUUGUUGGCUUUGGAAAAUACAUUAAAUAAGAUAAAUUUCAGUUUUUAUAAAUAUAUUUUCUUCGGCGCAUUUACAUUUUAAAUGUAUUGAAUUUAUCUUGAUACUUGAUAAAAAAUGGAUUUUUUUGCACAAUUCAAAUUUAAUGAAUAAAAAACUAAUUUAAUAAUAUAUGUGUUGCUAAACCUCAAUUUGAAAUAUACUGGGUGGACCAAAAUAUUGAUCUUUCUGCUAUAGGUCUUUUUAAUGACUUAAAUAACUAAAAUAUAGUGAUAAUUAGAGCCUACCACAAAUUGGUCUUAAAAAACGAAAAAUUAAUAUUUUCAAUAUUUUUUCCCAUUCUGUUAAUUUUUCCGGCACAUUUGAAAUAAUGGAAUCCAAGUUCCUAACCUAACCUAAGAUUUCAAAACUUUUUGUCGUUUAAAAAAAAAUCCCGAAACCAUUAAUUCCCCGAUUUGUCUUCAAAAACUGUACUUAAAAAUUGUUUUCAAAUAAUAUCUUUUUUUUUUCAGAAAGUAAUACAUACAAAAAUGAGCAAUUUGAAAAAAAAUUUUUACAAAUUAAAAAAAUUAUUUGAUAAAAAAUCGAAGAAUUAAUAUUUUUUUACUGCCUCGAGAAAAAAAUGAAAUAAAAACCAAAAUCUGAUUGUUUUGUAUCAUCAAUCAAAUUGUAGGGAUUUAUAUUUCUAGUUUCGAUUCUUUCUUUCUUAGUUAUUCGAUAGAAUUUGAUAAUAACAAGUCUACUGGAACCCAAGCGGUUUCGCUCAUCAUUUGCGAUGAUAAGAUCAAAAUUUAAGUGCACAUUUGCAUGCGAUAAUGUUAACAUUCUUCAUUUGAGCCCUUUCCAUUAAAAGUCUAUUACAUGUAGAGAUUUGUUCGGAAACACCAGCCAUCUCACAAGUUUUUGAGUAAUCAUAUUUUUACCAAAACAGAAAAAAUCGAAUGUCGAAUUAGUACAACAUAUCGAUCCUAGAAAUCGAUUAUUCGAUUUCAGAUAAUAAAACGUUAUUAUUUAUAAAUUAAAGAUUGUUCAUAGUGAGUGAAAAUUUUUUUCAGCUCAAUUACGUGUUAUAAUUACAAGUUUUCAUAUUGUCUGCAAACAUUAUUAUCAGUUCAAUAAACUAAUUUCCACUCACUGUCA
Diorhabda carinulata is the source of this 1978-nucleotide messenger RNA. RefSeq lists its product as uncharacterized. The transcript has 2 exons. The record is from RefSeq and is a predicted model, not a curated record. Bases 218 to 565 code for a protein of 115 amino acids. Lineage: Eukaryota; Metazoa; Arthropoda; Insecta; Coleoptera; Chrysomelidae.